AUGGGGGUCUCUCAAAUGCGAGGUUUUACUCUGGAAUUUCAUUUGCCGCAUUACGCGCUCCGGCGAGAUGAUUGCCAGCUUUAUGACAGUCGGCGGAUCCGGAAACACCGUCUCUUUCGCCUCUCUGGCCAGGACGCUAUCUAUGAGGUACAACUAUCGCUGAUCGUAUAUGGGGUCGAUGACUUUUUCUGGACAGCCUGUUUCUGCGAAGACGCAUACUUUCGAGCAAGUAACCCGAUUAGUGGGUACCUCCAGGAUGAGGUCGACGGGCCAUCGUCAGGUUUGCGCAUGAGCAGGUUUCCUAUUUGGGACCCACGAUAUUAUUUCCUAUCCAUUCUAGUCAUUCGUAUGAGUCAGAUCACGAUGGAGUGGGCAGUAUCGAUGGAGGUCAUUACCGGGUAUCUCGACGAGCACGAUGACCUAUUUCUCGAGGACGAUCCGUCUUUGAAAAAGACGAAAGAAUCUACCUGGAUUCUGGGCUCACUACGAAGGCUUCGUAAUGUGCUAGCCCGAGUCAUCACGACGCUGGCAUCCUUCGACGCGAACAACAGCGUCUACUUUGACCUCGAAACCGAGGGCGCCCUGUACGACCGUUUCCGCGAGUGUUUCGACCAGCUGCGCCAAUUCACUGCCGAGUUGACUACCAUUCGAAUGGUCCUAGAGCAGCAGAUCGAAAUAUUAGAAAAGAUGUCGGAUGUGCUGGUGAAUGCUUCCUCCCUAGCGGAGAGCAUCACGGCCAGCCGCCAGGGAGACAACAUCCGACUUUUAACAUAUAUCAGUAUUAUAUACCUCCCUGUAACUCUGGCAACGAGCAUUUUCGGUAUGAAUCAAGUCAGCAGUGAGAACGCAUGGUGGAAAUACUGGCUGUGUCUCGUCUGUCUUACGGGGGGCACCAUCACCGUGGCCGUCGGAUUACAGAUGAUAAUACCCCGGUGGGGAAAAGGGCAAGAGAAACAUGGUUAA
This is a messenger RNA of Penicillium brasilianum, 963 nucleotides long. Lineage: Eukaryota; Fungi; Ascomycota; Eurotiomycetes; Eurotiales; Aspergillaceae. The record is from the annotation of a GenBank genome assembly.